AUGGUCACACAAGAAUUUCAGGCUGUUGUCUUGGCUGCCGGCCGUGGUACUCGUCUGCCCGAAGUGUUGGGUAAAACACCAAAAUGUCUACUACCAAUUGGUCCAUAUCCAUUGUUAUGGUAUCCUUUAAAUCUCUUGCAGACCCACAAUUUCCAAGAGGCCAUUGUUAUUGUCCUGGAAAGUGAACGCAGUGAAAUUCAGCUGGCAUUGGAGCGCACAUCACUGAAAAUGAAAUUGGAUUUUGUUAGCAUACCAAGUGAUAGUGAUUUUGGUACCGCCGACAGUUUGCGUUAUGUCCACGAUAAGAUACAAUCGGAUUUCCUUGUCCUCAGUUGUGACAUUGUUUCCAAUGUUAGCCUGUUUCCAUUGAUUAACAAAUUCCGUCAACAUGAUGCUUCAUUUACGGCAUUGUUAUUUAAAAGUGGGUUUGAAUCGGAUGUAACGCUGCCCGGACCAAAGACAAAACAUAAGCCAGAAAGAGAUUUAAUCGGAAUACAUCCAGAGACUAGGAGGCUGUUGUUUUUGGCAUCCGCCAGUGAUUUUGAAGAAGUUAUGAACGUCAAUGCCCAUCUGCUGCGUAAGAAUGGUAAAAUGACCAUCUAUUCACGAAUGACCGAUUCUCAUAUUUAUGUUAUGAAGAAAUGGGUGCUGGAAUUUUUGAAAAAGAACGAAAAUUUCUCCACAUUAAAGGGUGAAUUUUUGCCAUAUUUAAUUAAGAAGCAAAUGGCAAAAUCAAGUGGACAUUCGACAACAAAUCCAGUAUCCGAUACACAAUCUGAGUUGGGUAAACAAGGCGACAAUAUAUUUGAUUUCAUCCCAACCUCAAAUUUGGAACAGCACAUAUUCAAAGUAACUCUCUAUAAUGAUAAUAGAACAAAGCCACUAUAUAAUGGUGAUCUGUUGAGAUGUUAUGCCCUGGAGGCACCCAAGGAGACAAUUGGUGUGCGCGUUAAUACCACCUUAUCGUUCUUUGCCAUUAAUCAAAAGCUUCCAACAAUUUGGCCCUUACUCUGUGGUGGUUUGGAACUUCCUUUAGUAUCACCUAAUGCAGUUGUCAAUUCAACACAAACCAAGGAAAUUGCUGUGGCCGAUAAUGCCAAGCUAUCUGAGAAGACAUCAUUGAAUUUCAGUGUCUUUGGACCAAAUUGCUUUAUUAACCCCAAAAAUAUUGUUAAUAAGUCACUAAUAAUGGCCCAUGCUGUUGUGGAAGAGGGUUGCAAUAUUGAUAAUUGUAUUAUUGGUCCCAAAGCUGUUGUUAAAAAGGGUACAAAACUUAAAAAUUGUUUAGUUGGUGCCAAUUUCAUUGUCGAAGAAGGUUCACAAUUGGAGGCGAAACAUUUAACGCAUGCCGAUGGUUAUAUGGAAAUUGAUAUACAGUAA
Molecule: messenger RNA, 1380 nt
Organism: Musca vetustissima
Lineage: Eukaryota; Metazoa; Arthropoda; Insecta; Diptera; Muscidae
Gene: eIF2Bgamma
Product: translation initiation factor eIF-2B subunit gamma
Exons: 6
Coding region: 1-1380 (459 amino acids)
Biological process (GO): cytoplasmic translational initiation; biosynthetic process
Cellular component (GO): eukaryotic translation initiation factor 2B complex; guanyl-nucleotide exchange factor complex
Molecular function (GO): guanyl-nucleotide exchange factor activity; translation initiation factor activity
Source: RefSeq, a predicted model, not a curated record